AUUUUCGAUUAAAACAAUCACAGCAAACUCGGUGUUCCGACACAAUUUUCACUCCGUAUGUUGCAAAGAUGCAGGAAGUCAACGCUGGCCACAGCUGCAUUCUACGCUACGACUCGGGAACCAAUCUUCCCCCUAUCACUCCAGAAUCGUCAACAUGGACGAAAAUAACGCGCCGAUUGCGAAAAAUCGCCCUCCUCUCGCCGGACCAUCCCGACGCGGAAAUCUUCUUCCGAAGCUUUGCCCAGAUGGCGAACGAGAACAAGCGCUUGGUUCAAGAUUAUCCGGCCUGCAUAAUUCACCCACUGAGCGCCUUUCGGCAGUACUGGGACAUAGUGAUGUUUUUCAUCUUAUCGGCACACAUGGUACUCCUGUCGUUCGUGGUAUCCUAUCUGAUCUACAUGGAUCUGGAGGAAUUUCCGUGGCUGAUCCGGACCGAUCUGGCGCUGUGUACGAUUUUGGCGAUCGAUUUCAUCCUUAAAUUCUUCACCGGCUAUAUCAUCAAAAACACCAAGAGGAUUGUGCUAGAACCUCGGAAAAUUCUGCUGAACAAUUUGAAGUAUCUCAGGGCGGUGUAUAAUCUAAUUGCCUUUGUACCGUUUAUCCUGUUUUUGUACAAGCUAAACUGCUGCUACUAUCAAUCGGAACCUCUGUUUUAUCUGACAUUUGCCAUCCUGCUGUACGCAAUCAAUAUAUUCCGUUUCCGAGACAUAACCCGCUGCUUCGAGGUGAUACCGAAAAUGUUCAAAGCCAGCGAAAUCAAGAUCAUGAUCCUGAAGUUGAUCAUCUCAACGAUGUACGUGAUCCACUGGACAUCCUGUAUAGGCGAUAUCAUACCCCUGCUGGCCUAUUCGACCAGCGAAACACCUCUUCCGAAAUGGAACGAAACUCAGUAUCUGAUAGGAAACUUCCUGGUGGACGUGUACUGGGAUCACUUCCGCAAGCACGGCGAGCAAAAGUAUCCUAUGGUGGUGAGACAGCGCUCGGCAAUGAUCCGAGAUGAUUUCAUGGAGUUCCGGAAAUAUUACGGGACGGUUAAUUUUUCGAUAACCGAAUCGAGGGACCAUCGGUAUGUGCUGAUGAAGCUGGAUGAUGCGUUCCACGAUGAGCCUAUACUGGUGAUGUACAUUCGAUCGGUUAUGGAUGCGAUCCAAGUGGCGCUGCAAGGAAGACAAGUGGACUCGGCUGGAACGAAUGCCACCAACAAUACGAUGACAUGCGCCCUGGUGCUGGUGGGAUGGCUCUGGCUGACUUACAUUCUGCUGACGAUGAUACGAAUGGUUAUCUCGACCGAUUUGAGUGAAACGAGGUACGAUGAAAUUAUCAAUGAGUUGAAUGCUUACGCGUUUAAUAAGCGGCUGGGUGCGGAGUCGAAGGCAAAAAUGCAGCGACAUUUCGCUAAUCGAUUCCGUAUGAAGUACUUCGACGAGGAAGCAAUCCAGGAUACGAUUUCGAACAACUUAAGAUGUAGCAUCCGGAUGGAGACGUGUCAUCACUUGGUGAAUAAUGUGGAACUGUUUCGUAAUUUUCCCCACGCCUUGAUUGAGGGCAUUGUAGACAGGUUGAAGUUGGAACAUUUUCUGGAAAACGAUGUUAUCAUUGAAGCGGGAAGCUUCGGUGAUGCUAUGUACUUCAUUGCUAGCGGAACGGCGGCAGUCUAUUCGGUCGGUGGUAAAGAAUUGGGACAUUUGGUGGACGGAGACCAUUUUGGGGAGAUAUCCUUGCUGAAAAAGGAUCAAAGACGAACUGCAAACGUGGUUGCGCUUGAAGUGUGCGAAAUUUACAAACUCUCCUACGCGGAUUUCCAUAAACUAAUUGAACCCCAUUCAAAUUUGUUGGAGCGAAUGCAGAAGUUGGCGGAUGAAAGACUCGCCAAAAUUCAAGGCGCCAAAAAUAAGGUUUCCGAAGAAGAUGUGUACGAUAAUUUCUUGCAAUAAGCGCAGUUGAGUAACCAGUGUUGCUCCAUCGACGCUAUGAUAACCCUCGCUUGAAAGGCAAAAUGAACUUAUUACACAAUGUAUGUGAACCAGAAAUAAAUGAAAC
Molecule: messenger RNA, 2040 nt
Organism: Toxorhynchites rutilus septentrionalis
Lineage: Eukaryota; Metazoa; Arthropoda; Insecta; Diptera; Culicidae
Exons: 1
Coding region: 69-1934 (621 amino acids)
Source: RefSeq, a predicted model, not a curated record